CCGCAUUCGGUCUCCUUAACCCCCGGGGCUCCGCAGGAGGCGGAGAGGCUGCGGGAGAGUCUGGCGGGGGGAGAUCCAGACGUGCCCCGGGUGAGGUGGGGGCUCCUCCAGUGCAAAGGGAGGCGGAGGAGGGAAAGACCUGCGCCCGGCCCUCCUCCGGCUUCAACCCCGGGUCCUAUGCUCCCCAGCCGCCCUCUCCAUGGAAACAACAGGCGGGGCUGGAGCUCCGGAGCAGCUGCCUUGUCACCCGGAAGAACCGGAGAUUCCCAGGAGGCGGCGGGGAUCUGGGGUGGCCCUUCCCGCCCCGUGAUUAGAAUUGGCCUUGCAGAUCCUUGCAUAGAGAGAAGAGAAGCUGGGCAAGGCAGGAUUCGCGCCAGGGGCUGGAAGAGACUCCUGCUGAUCCAUUUAAGCUCAGGGCAGGUUGUGUGGUGGUUGUUCAGUGGCUAAAUUCUUCCAUUUCUAGUUGUUGAAUCCUCCCACCCCGCAAUUUCAGAUACCCAAACUGGAAGCCACUUGUAAUCUCUUCCCCUACAUCCAAAAUUAUAUCUUGGGCAAAGAGAGUUGGAAUAACCUGCUGUGGUCAGUCCUGCGGCAACAGAAACGGUCCCGUGAAUGAAAGGUGUUUGGAGAUCCACAAGAUUCCUUGGAUUCCUUGGGGUUGCUUUACGGGACAGAAAAAGGAUGGAGAGACAACCUUUAGCCCGUGGUGAGAGAAAAGGUGCUUCUGCGAGCUGUCCGCAGAUCUGGGCAAGAACUGGGCGGAAGAUCCUGGAGGAAGAAACCAUAGUCCGUUCAGAAGUUCAGCCCUUGAACUUCAGGAGCAUCCAAUAUCAGCAGGCUGAGGGUCCCCGAGGGCUUUGCAGCCGACUCCACGACUUUUGUAGGCGAUGGCUGAAACCAGAAAGGCAUACCAAAGCCCAGAUGCUGGAUCUCAUUGUUCUGGAGCAAUUCCUGGCCCUUUUGCCCUUUCGGAUGGAGAGCUGGGUACGGGAGUGUGGAGCAGAGACCAGCUCCCAAGCGGUGGCCCUGGUGGAAGGCUUCCUCCUGAGCCAGGCAGAGGAGCAGAAGGAGCAGGUCAAGUUGCAGUCCUUUGCUGUGGAGAUCAGAGACCGUGGGGGAAGGAGGAAUCCAUCAAAUCCUCCUCACGAGCUGUUUUUUAGGAGGAUUCCUCAAGAUGAUCCAAGUCAGAACACCUCAGGAGAGAGGAAUCGAAUGAAGUUUACUCCUAAUUGUGAAUCUAAAACUAUGGUUGAACCUCCAAAUCAAGAGGGUCCUGUGUCCUUUGAAGAGGUAGCUGUGUAUUUCUCUGAAGAGGAGUGGUCUCAAUUGGACCCUCACCAAAAAGAGCUGCAUUGGGAAGUCAUGCUGGAAAACCAUAGGAAUGUGGUCUCUCUGGGUAAUAAUGGGCAGGAAAAUAAAGAUUCCAGAGAACCAUUCCAAGCAACCAAUCCUGGGAAUGGAAUAGAGAAACCUGCGAUUAAAAUGGAACUUGAACAUCAUGAGACAAAACAGUCAAGAGAUUGGAAACAAGAAAGCUCGUCUUUCACUGAUGCUCCAAUGCAAGAUUUUCUUGGCCAACAAGGAGAAAUAGAGAAAAAAUAUAUUGGAAACGGUGUAAAAUUGUUCCAAGUCAAAUUAGAUGUAAAUGAAUACUAUCCAAACGAAAGCCAAAAAGAAGAGUAUAUAUGCAGAGACAGUUGGAAACAUUACAAUUCAACUUCCACUGCUUCUCCUGAAAAUGCGUCCCUUACAUCUCAUAAAAUGAUCCAGACAGAAGAGAAGCCGUAUAAAUGCUUGGAAUGUGGAAAGAGCUUCAGAAGAAGCAGUCAAGUUACUUCCCAUAAAUGGAUCCACACGGGGAAGAAACCAUAUACGUGCACAGAGUGUGGAAAGACCUUUACCCAGAAGGGUAAUCUUAAUUCGCAUAAGAGGAUCCAUACAGGGGAGAAGCCGUAUAAAUGCAUGGACUGUGGGAAGGGGUUCUGUGAAAAUGCAUCGCUUAUAAAACAUAAAAGGAUCCACACAGGGGAGAGGCCCUAUAUAUGCAAAGAGUGUGGAAAGACGUUUACUCACAGCAAUCAGCUUACUUGCCAUAAAAGGAUCCACACAGGGGAGAGGCCAUAUAAAUGUGAGCAGUGUGGAAAGGGUUUUACCAACAGCAGUCAUCUCACUUCCCAUAAAAGGAUCCACACAGGAGAGAGACCAUAUAAAUGCCAAGAAUGUGGAAAGAGCUUUUGCGAAAACGGGCCUCUUACUGUACAUAAAAGGAUCCACACAGGGGAGAAACCAUAUAAAUGCACGGAAUGUGGAAAGAGUUUUGGUGAAAAUUCAUCCCUUAUGAAACAUAAAAGGAUCCAUACAGGGGAGAAGCCAUAUAAAUGUAGAGAGUGUGGAAAGACCUUUACUCAUAGCAGUCAACUUAGUUCCCAUAACUGGAUCCACACAGGGGAGAAGCCGUAUAAAUGUGUGGAAUGUGGGAAGGGCUUUACUAAUAGCAGUCAUCUUAAUUCACAUAAAAGAAUCCACACGGGGGAAAAGCCAUACAAAUGUUUGGAGUGUGGAAAGACCUUCACUCAUAACGGUUCCCUUACGUCUCAUAAAAGGAUUCAUACAGAAGAGAAACCUACCAAAUGCCAAGAAUGUGGAAAGACCUUUACUCUCAGCGAUCGGCUUACUUGCCAUAAAAGGAUCCACACGGAGAGGCCAUAUAAAUGUGAGCAGUGUGGGAAGAGCUUUAUUAAUAGCAGUCAUCUCACUUCCCAUAGGAGGAUCCAUACAGGGGGAAAACCCUAUAAAUGCGUGGAGUGUGGAAAGAGCUUCUGUGAAAAUUCAUCAUUUAUUAAACAUAAAAGGAUCCACACAGGGGAGAAGCCAUAUAAAUGUGUGGAGUGCGGAAAGGGCUUUACUAAUAGCAGUCAACUUAAUUCACAUAAAAGAAUCCAUACAAGGGAAAAGCCACAUAAAUGUGUGAAGUGUGGAAAGAGCUUCAGUCAUAAUAGUUCCCUUAUGUCUCAUAAAAGUAUUCAUACAGAAGAGAUCAUAUAAUCAUCAGGAGCUUGGGUGGAGCUUCAGGAUGAGUGAUUACCUAAUUUUGCCAUUAACAUACAUUUGAAAAUUCACACAAAGUCUAGGUGGUUUUGUUUAUAUAUUUCAUAUUGCAUAUAUUGAGCUAAGAAAGGAAAAAUGUUUUGAGUCAGACACUUAUAACUGGCAGCUCCAGAGAGGUAAAAUUACCAAUGAAAACAAAAAAAAAUCUUCCACUUGAUUAUGAACAGCAGAUUUUUGAAGGUACUGUAAUUUGAAGAAGGCUAAUGCAUCUCUACUCAAAUAUUGUGGCCACCUAAUCAGAAGGAAGGACUAGCUGGAGAAGAGCCUAAUGCUAGGAAAGAUGGAGGGCAAAAGAAGAAGGGGACAACAGAGAAUGAGGUGGCUAGAUGGAGUCACUGAAGCAGUAGAUGUGAGCCUAAAUGGACUCCAGAGGAUGAUAGAGGACAGGAAGGUCUGGAGGAAGACUGUCCAUGGGGUCACGAUGGCUUGGACACAACUUCACAACUAACAACAAAAUGUACCUCUAUAAUAAAAAUUCCUUCUGAAGAGUAUAUUUAUCAGUUUUCAGUUGAUCUGGAUUCGGGGUGGGGGGUGGGAUGUAGACAGGCAGGUAUUUAACAAGUGCUGUUUCCCCAAAGCAAAAGAAGGUGUUUUUCUUCAUGACAAAGCUUGAUUAGUCUUUCUUCCAUUAUAGCAGAGAUGGAGGUAGAAAUUCAACUUAUCCAAAUAGUUUACUCAAAGAUACUUUUUCAACGGCAAAUAGAUUGUUUGUUUUUUUAAGGAAGAUGUUUUGUUUCUUAUGAGCCAGCAGUGUGCUGCCACUGCCAAAAAACCCAACAUAGUUAUAGGCUUCAUAAACAGAGAUGGAAUCAAGAUCACAUGUUAAUACCACUUUAUAAGGCCUCCAGUUUUGGCUGCCACAAUGUAAAAAAAGAUGAUGAGUCUCUAGAAAGAGUGCAGUGAAGAGCAACCAAGAUGAUUAGGGAACUGGAGGCUAAAACAUAAAAAAAGAAAAAUCCAGUCUGGUUCCAAGUGAGGAGAAAGACACUGGAAAUGAAAUAGAGACUGGCCACAAGGAAAAAAGGUCUCUGUUUAUUUGGAUGCCAGAAACUUUAGUAACAAAAGCAUGUUUCUGGGGUGGCUGACAAAAUGGGGUUGAGAGAGGUGGGCUUUUAUACAUAGUUCGGGGUAUGAUUGAGAUGCCUGUUCUUGUGGAAUAACAUGUCCUUUAAUAUUUUAAUGGAUGUUGCCAGAUUCAUAUGGGGUCAUAUAGGGGUCAUGGCUGGCUCUACAGGCAAAAGGGGAACUGCAAAUCCUAGGUGUUUAUCAGUUAAUCUUGUCAAGUUUUGGCUUGCCUAAUUGUGUUGCUUAUCUGGGGUCUCUUUGCUUAUGAAUAGAUUGGCAUACUUAACAAUCAUCAGUGUCAGCUUUGGAAGCCAUAUUAGGCCAGAAGCUUCCACGCUGCCACCUUCUCCUGUGUGGGAAAGUAGGAGGGGGAAUUUUUGUAGACAGAUUGGUUUUAGACAAAAUACCAUUCUUCCUUUCGGUCAAGGUCAGGAUGAUCCUGCAUCUGGAGAAGGAGUGGUUGGAAUGCUGUCUCGAGAUGGGACGAAUACUGAUUGGAGCAUGUGAUCGACUGAUGAUUAAGGGGAUGGUUUUGGGGCUUUUGAUUUACUGAGGGAAAACCCGGAAAUCUCAGAUUCGGGUUUUCCCAGAUGUGCCAGUAAACCUACUCAAUUAAAAAGAGAUUUCCUAUAAAACUUUUCAAUUAAAAAAAAAAAAGAACUUUGAGAAAUGCUUGCUUCAGAGUUUUUAAUUGGAGAGAGGUUGUUUCUGGAAUGUUGACAAUCAGCACAUUUACUGUCUUAUUUCCAGUAACAUAGCAGCCCCCCUCCCUUCUAAGUUCCCUUUUUCUCAUGCAUUACUUUAUGGAUUCAAGCCAAAAUAUUUAUACUUCAGCAUAAUCAUCCAGCUCUAAAUGUAUUUUAAGCACAUCUGUGUUUUCCCAGGUUUCCUGUUCGCAUAAUUGCCUUGUCCCAUGUCUUCAUUUGGGGUUCCAUUUUUAGCGAGCAUUAAAGGUGAUUUAUCAAGCAACAUUGUUUCCAUUUGUCUUCAUGCAAAAAUUCUUAGCUAAUUUCAAUGCAGCAAUAGGUGUACCAAGGGCCAGAAAAGGCUAAA
Pantherophis guttatus is the source of this 5226-nucleotide messenger RNA. The record is from RefSeq and is a predicted model, not a curated record. Lineage: Eukaryota; Metazoa; Chordata; Lepidosauria; Squamata; Colubridae.